Molecule: messenger RNA, 1964 nt
Organism: Oppia nitens
Lineage: Eukaryota; Metazoa; Arthropoda; Arachnida; Sarcoptiformes; Oppiidae
Gene: Atg4b
Product: cysteine protease ATG4C-like
Exons: 4
Coding region: 165-1889 (574 amino acids)
Molecular function (GO): protein-phosphatidylethanolamide deconjugating activity
Source: RefSeq, a predicted model, not a curated record
AAAAAUGAAUUAAUAUAACAAUAUAUGACUUGUUUUUGAGUGAAAGUCAUUUAAAACUGAUUGACAUUUGAUUGAGUGUUCAAAACAAAUGUUAAAUCAAUUGAAUGCUUAUAUCAUAUGAUUGUUUGCAUUGAAAUCAAUUCAAUUAACUGACAAUCAAUGCAAUGAAUAGCAGAAAGAUAUCAAACAAUGAGUUCAAACAAAGACUGAGUUUAAGUUCAUUAACAAACAGAUCAACCGAUUCAUUGCCGUCGAGAGUUUUACCGCAAUAUUAUGGCCAUCCUAUCGGUGACCACCACAACAGUCAACACUCGGUGGCCAAUCAUAUGGAUGAAGACGACGAUGACAUCGGGGGUCAAAGUCCUGACAAAAUGAAGACAAUGUUUAAGUCGAUCUGGAAUAACGUCAAGUUCGGGUUUACAACACGACUAAAGACACGUUUCAGUUAUGAAUCACCGAUUUGUCUUUUGGGACAAUUUUAUCACAAAAAACUUACAGACAGUCACUCGACUCGUGACGACAAUCAAUCUAAGAGUUCAGCCAUUGAUUUGUUUAGACAUGACUUUUAUUCGCGCAUUUGGUUUACAUAUCGACGACAAUUUCCCAAAUUAGAUAACUCUAGUCUGACUACAGACACGGGAUGGGGUUGUAUGUUGAGGUCGGCACAGAUGCUAUUAGCACAGGCUUUGCUCAUACAUUAUCUCGGAAGACAUUGGAGAUGGAAAGGGUCUCAGUCUGACAAAGAAGAUAUGAUACAUCGCAUGAUUAUUAAGUGGUUUGCUGACGAUCCUAAUGCCAGUUGCAGUCCAUUUUCUGUCCACCAAUUGGUCAGAUUUGGUGAACAAAUGGGCAAAAAACCAGGCGAUUGGUACGGACCCGCAUCUGUCGCACAUUUACUUAAAAAUACAUUGAGUACAGCAGCAGAAAGUAAUCCUAUUUUGAAUAAUAUUUGUUGUUAUGUGGCUCAAGAUUGCACGGUAUAUAUCGAAGAUGUGAUAACUUUAUGUACAUCUAAUUCAACCUUAAAUCGCGAAACAUUACAUUUAGACAAAAAACGAUUCAGUAAACCAAACGAUGAAAUUAAACGUAAAUUUAGUCUUUCGUCACAAAACUCUUCUGAUAUAGAGAUUGGUCUGAUUGCUCACGAAGACAUGUCUUACGACAGUUUAUUGGAGUCAUCAUCAAAGAGUCGAACGCCUUCAUUGUUAAGUUGCGGUAAAAUGAACUCAACUUUUAACUUAACCGAUACCUCAUACUCCUCGUCUGGUCCCCGCUCUCUACCAUUCAUUGUCAACAAAAGUGCAAACAAUUCGCUUAAGACUGAUUCUUCUCAAAAUAAAUGGCGUGGAGUUGUUAUUAUAGUUCCCGUAAGAUUAGGAUCAGAUCGUCUCAAUCCCAUAUAUAUCUCGUGUGUGAAACAAAUUUUGUCUCACAGUAGUUGUUUGGGAAUAAUUGGAGGAAAACCGAAACAUUCACUAUAUUUCAUGGGAUUUCAAGACGAAAAACUCAUUUACUUAGAUCCACACUAUUGUCAGUCGACAGUAGAUGUCCGACAAAUCAAUUUCCCAUUGGAUUCAUUUCAUUGCGAUAAUCCUUUGAAAACACCGAUCACAUGUAUGGAUCCAAGUUGUGCUUUGGCUUUCUAUUGUCGCACUCAACCAGAAUUCUUUGAUUUUGUCAAAACCAUGAAAGAGUAUCUGAUUCCUCCCAAUCAAUCAGCUGAUUAUCCUAUGUUUGUUUUCAACGAUGGCAGCAAUACUUCAGAUACAAACUAUUUAUCAAAAGAUGACAUUAAACCCGACAGACUUCUUAAAGUGAGACACCGUUUCCUUAAUUCUGAGGGAAGGGUUGAAAGAGAAUUUCAUACCGAAGAGUUUGUUAUGUUAUGAAUGGUUAUAUUUUUACAAAUUUUUAUAAAAUAAUUAUAUAUCGUAAUCAUAUUUAUUUAGCAUUUAUUCUCAUUA